Molecule: messenger RNA, 2812 nt
Organism: Phycodurus eques (leafy seadragon)
Lineage: Eukaryota; Metazoa; Chordata; Actinopteri; Syngnathiformes; Syngnathidae
Gene: calcr
Product: calcitonin receptor
Exons: 22
Coding region: 320-2728 (802 amino acids)
Biological process (GO): adenylate cyclase-activating G protein-coupled receptor signaling pathway; cell surface receptor signaling pathway; positive regulation of cytosolic calcium ion concentration
Cellular component (GO): axon; plasma membrane
Molecular function (GO): calcitonin receptor activity; amylin receptor activity
Source: RefSeq, a predicted model, not a curated record
AGGAGGAGCUCCCGUUUCAAGUGGAGGCUGCUGAUUGCCGGUGCAAGAGGAGCGGCCAGUCAGGAGCUGUCACAGCUCCUCGCGGCCACACAUUGGCGCCCUGCUCCGUGCACGCGGACCCGAAGCUCCUCUCAUUGCAAGGUAGACAGACACUUGCAAUACAACUGAAUAAUUGCUUUGCAAUUGGGGCUUUUUAAUCACUCCGGAGGACAAAAACCUUUGUUUGCGAUUUUCUGGGAGGGGACGCUUUUUACCCCCCCCCAAGUGUUCUUGUGGCUGCCAUUUGUAUCCAUUGGCGUAAGACAUCGGAGAGGAAGAUAUGAAAUUAGCCGUUUGCUGCAAUUGGAUCCUUUGCUGUCUUUCAGUGUGCACGGUGUCAGCUGGCACCGAGUCUGUUCCGGAAUCAUCACUCAAGCCGGGAAUGAGCAAUGAGAGAUGGAACGAGGCGAAACAGAGUCAAUACAAAUGUCUCAAUACGGCCAAUGGAGAUCGGCUGCAAAACAGAAGCGCGGGUAACUUCUGUGGAAAAAUGUGGGAUGGCUUUUUGUGCUGGGAAGAAACACCACCGGGUACAUCCAUAACACAGAGAUGUCCCAAUCACAAUCCCGCUGGAAACGUGACUAAAUUUUGUGACCAAUGGGGUAAGUGGGUCCAUACAGAGUCCACAUGCCAAGAAGCUACAAAGGACAUAAUCGAGGAUAUUUACAAUGUUUCCAAGGAUGUUAUCGAUGAACCAAUGACAGAACAUAUCAGAAACAUAGGGAAGAAAAUACUUGACAACAAAGAGAAAUGCCUGGUGAAAAUGAAACAAAAUCCACCUCAUAAUAAAACGGGGUUGUUCUGCAGUCAUAUUUGGGAUGGUAGGCUUUGUUGGGAUGACACCCCAGCGCAAACCUAUGCCACGCAGAACUGUCCUGAUUAUUUUCCCAACUUUGAACCCUCAGGAAAGGCAAGUAAAUACUGUGGGGAGGGCGGAGAGUGGUUCCGUCAUCCAGAGGGCGACCGAUUUUCGACCAACUACUCCCUCUGCACCAACAACUAUGAGAAGACAUCAAGGAAGCAGAAGUUGCUUCAGAGUGAAUACAAAUGCCUUCUGAAAAUGAGCCAAGACCUUUCCUUUAAUGAACCAGGGCUCUACUGCAGUCGGAACUGGGACGGCUGGCUGUGCUGGGACGAUACUGCAGCAGGAACCUACGCCACUCAGAACUGUCCUGAAUACUUUUCGUAUGCACAGCCCACAGAAAAGGCGACCAAGUACUGUGGAGAAGACGGACAAUGGUAUCGCCACCCAGAAACCAACACCACAUGGACCAACUUCACACUCUGUGCCAUCAACAUUCAGGAAAAGCUAGAGGGGGCGAGUGCACAACUCUCAGGGGAUACGGUGCAAAACUUUGCCGACGAGAGCACAGCGGGGCCCCUGGUGAACCCCGAGGAGCAGGAUCUUGGGAGGAAUAAAAUCCUUGACAGCCAGUAUAAAUGCUUUGAAAAAAUGAAGAGCGAUCCUCCUUAUAACAAAUCAAGAGUGUACUGCAGUCGGAACUGGGAUGGCUGGUUGUGCUGGGGAGAUACUCCGGCCGGAACCUACACCUCUCAAAACUGCCCCAAUUAUUUUGUUGACUUUGACCCUACAGAAAAGGCAACCAAGUACUGUGGGGAGGAUGGGCAGUGGUUUCGCCACCCUGACACCAACAGGACCUGGUCUAACUAUACACUCUGCAAUGAAAACACUAAAGCAAAGUUGAAGUCGGCGUACAUCCUGUUUUACAUGGCGAUUGUCGGUCACGCCUUAUCUAUAGUCUCCCUGCUCAUCUCUUUGACCAUCUUCUUCUACUUCAGGAGUCUGAGCUGCCAAAGGAUCACACUGCACAAGAACCUUUUCUGCUCCUACGUGCUCAAUUCCGCCCUAACCAUCAUCUACCUGGUCGCUGUGGUCAACAAUCCUGAAGUGGUGGACAGAAACCCUGUAGGCUGCAAACUGUUGCACUUCUUCCACAUGUACAUGCUGGGAUGCAAUUAUUUCUGGAUGCUCUGUGAAGGAAUCUACCUACACACGCUCAUCGUGGUGGCUGUGUUUGCAGAGGAGCAGCAUUUGCACUGGUACUACCUCCUGGGCUGGGGUUUUCCUCUUGUGCCCGCAUCAAUCCAUGCUGUGGCAAGAAAAACAUUUUUUGAUGACAACUGUUGGAUGAGUGUGGAAACCCAUCUGCUGUAUGCAGUUCAUGGUCCUAUAGUGGCAGCUCUACUUGUGAAUCUCUUCUUCUUGCUCAACAUCAUCCGAGUUCUGGUCACCAAGCUAAGAGACACACAUCGUGCAGAGUCCAACAUGUACAUGAAGGCUGUGAGAGCCACUCUGAUCCUUGUGCCCCUUCUGGGGAUACAAUUUGUCAUUUUUCCCUGGAGGCCUGAGAACAGGCUGGCAGGGGAGGUCUACGAGUACAUCAUGCACAUACUCAUGCACUACCAGGGUUUAUUGGUGGCAACCAUAUUCUGCUUCUUCAAUGGAGAGGUGCAGGCCGCUCUGAAGAGACAGUGGAUGCAGUACAAAACCGAGUGGGGUCAGAGACGGAAGGACCACUGUUCAAUGCGCUCCACGUCGUACACGGCCACCUCUAUCACAGAGGUCCCUCCCUUUAUGUACCACCAAGACGGCAACAGCGAACACUUGAACGGGCGCCACACGGACGACUCUGAACUGGUGGCGCUGAAAGUGGCCGAGAUCCCCUAAGCGCCAUAGAGGAGAAAAACAACACGGAAACAGUGUUCUGUUUGACAAAAAAAAAAAAUGCUACGUGGACAGUACUAAAUCUCA